Phodopus roborovskii (desert hamster) is the source of this 1525-nucleotide messenger RNA. RefSeq names its product RAB7A interacting MON1-CCZ1 complex subunit 1 (gene Rimoc1). Gene Ontology annotation, biological process: mitophagy. Lineage: Eukaryota; Metazoa; Chordata; Mammalia; Rodentia; Cricetidae. The record is from RefSeq and is a predicted model, not a curated record. Bases 89 to 970 code for a protein of 293 amino acids. The transcript is spliced from 6 exons.
GGCUCGGCUCUCGCUCUGCCAGCGAGGCCAUCAGGUGAUCGCGGGCCGGCGUGGUCACGUGGAUCGGGCGGGCGCGCCCGAGCUGGCCAUGGCGGCCGCUGUGUCCGGUGUGGUGAGGCGGGUGGAAGAGCUCGGGGACCUGGCUCAGGCUCACAUACAGCACCUGAGCGAAGCCGCGGGGGAAGACGAUCACUUUUUAAUUCGGGCCUCUGCAGCUCUAGAAAAAUUGAAGCUCCUGUGUGGCGAAGAGAAAGAAUGCUCAAAUCCAUCAAAUCUUUUGGAACUAUACACACAGGCCAUAUUGGACAUGACAUAUUUUGAAGAGAAUAAACUAGUUGAUGAAGAUUUUCCUGAAGACUCUUCUCAGAAAGUAAAAGAGCUUCUCAGUUUUCUUUCAGAACCAGAAAUUUUAGUUAAAGAAAACAAUAUGCAUCCCAAACUGUGCAAUUUGCUUGGGGAUGAACUACUAGAAUGCCUCUCUUGGAGACGAGGAGCCCUGUUAUAUAUGUAUUGUCAUUCUCUAACUAAGAGAAGGGAGUGGCUCUUAAGAAAAUCUAACUUGCUUCAGAAGUACCUUGUUGAUGGGAUCAAUUACUUGCUGCAGAUGCUAAAUCAUCGAUGCCCUAUCCAGUUAAAUGAAGGUGUUUCUUUCCAAGACCUAGACACAGCUAAAUUACUGAGUACAGGAAUAUUUAGCGAUAUCCAUGUACUGGCUAUGAUGUACAGUGGAGAAAUGUGCUACUGGGGAUUAAAGCAUUGCACAGAUCGACAAUCAGGAACUCAUGAAGUUGACACUGAUGUUUUUGGAGCAAGCUGCACUACACACAAAGAACCUUUGGAUUUCCGAGAAGUAGGAGAAAAAAUUUUGAAGAAAUAUGUGUCAGUGUGUGAAGGACCUUUGAAAGCGCAGGAGUGGAACACGACGAAUGCUAAGCAGAUCUUGAGCUUCUUUGAGCAGCACUGUAGCUAGGUGUUCACCUAGUCCUCACAAGAGAAAGAAGGCGUCAUGUCCCAAGAGGAGAUGUACUACGCUGAUCUUGACAAUAUUACACUAUGUAAAGGUGCCCAAAUGUGGCUACUCUUCUCUAAUGCUAUUGCCUUUCAUUGUAUAGUCUUAAAUCUGUGAAAAAAAGUAUUCUCUAAUUUCUAAAAUGGCGUAUGUUAUUUUAACUGAACUUGAACUGCAUAUCCUGUCACUGGUAAUAAGGAACCCAAUGUAGAUUGAUAGUUGCUUUAUAAUACUUUAGGUUAUUUUUUUCAUUGUAGUAAAAUAUAUGUUACACAAAAUCUCCUUAUUUUGAAGUGUGCAUACUUCAAAGAUGAAAACCAGUUUUCCUCCUUGUUUCAGAUGUAUACUAUGAGUAUAAAUGUAGGCAAUUAAAAGAUUAUAACUAAUAUUUAGAUUUCAUUUCCAGCAAGCUAAAUAGCAAAAUAUUUUUAAAAAAUGAAUCAUUGUGUUUAUUUUGCCUUGUAUUACUAAUAAUACUUAAAUUAUUGACUUAGCUAUUUUAUAAAUUAUUUUCUU